AGUCAGCUGACAGUGAGACAUCAUAAAGGCAUCAACAACCCCCCCCCAUCCACCCGCCUGCAUUGCAGUACUUCAGUCUAAUUCAACCAGCACCGAGAAACAGACAGACAGACAGACAGCCGGGAAACAGCGGAGUCAUGCUGCUUCUAACUCUACUUUUCGUGUCCUCAGCUGUAGCAACCCCUCUGCUCGGCACUGAGCAGUGUGCUCGUGGCCCACCCUACUGGUGUCAGAAUGUAAAGACCGCGUCUCUGUGUGGAGCUGUGACUCACUGCCAGCAGAACGUGUGGAACAAGCCCCAGAUGAAAACUGUGCCAUGUGACUUGUGUAAAGAGGUGUUGAUGGUGGUAGAGCAAAUCCUGAAGGACAAUGCCACUGAGGCUGAGGUUCUUGGGUACCUGGAGAAGGCCUGCCAGCUCAUCCCGGAUCAAGGUUUGACCGCAGAGUGCAAGGAGAUGGUAGAUAGCUACUACCCCAUCCUCAUUGGAAUCAUUACUGGAGAACUGGAGGAUCCCGCUGUGGUGUGCGGAGCCAUGGGGCUGUGUCAGUCUCAGCAGGCAGCCCUGGCUAAGGCUCAGACCCAGGACCAGCUCAUGUCCAAUGAAAUCCCUCAGAUGGACCUUUCCCAGCGAGUGGCUCCCUUCCUCCUCAAUGUGCCCGAGCUCCUCUAUCCUCAGGAGAACGCCAAGCAGGAGGCCCCCAAACAAGAGACUCCAAAACCGGAAGGUGAUGCUGUGUGCCAGGACUGCAUCAAGUUCCUGACUGACGCUCAAGCAGAAGCCAAGGAGAACACCUCAUUUGUCGACUCUCUCAUUGCAAACAUUGAGAACCAGUGUGACCUGUUGGGGCCAAGCUUGUCUGCAAUGUGCAAGGAGUAUGUGGGCCAGUAUGGCGUGCUUGUGGUUGAGCAGCUCAUGUCCAUGCAACCCAAGGAUAUCUGUGUCCAUGCUGGCUUCUGUGCCGCUAUGAAGAAAUCCGUUCCAAUGCUGAAGCUGCAGCCUGCCAAGACCGUUCCUGCUGCCAAGUCUGUACCUGCUCUCAAGCUUUUCCCUGCCACUAAGGUGGAGUCUGCCACUGAGAAGUCUAAGCCAAUGGUGCGUGUGCGUGAUUCCCCAACCUGUGCCAUCUGUGAGUUUGUGAUGAAACAGUUGGAGUCUAUGUUGGAGGAUCAGACUACAGAGGAGGAGGUGAUUCAAGCUGUGGAGAAAGUGUGCACAUUUCUGCCCCAGUCUCUGAGUGGCCAGUGCAAGGACCUGAUUGAGACUUACGGCCAGGCAAUCAUUGAGCUGCUGGUGCAGCAGGCUGACCCCAAGACCGUUUGCACCGUGUUGGCACUCUGCAAUGGUGCCAGCCGCACAUAUGUCCCUGUCCUCGACCAGACUCGCUUUAAGGACGGUGCCUACUGCAAGGUGUGCAAGAUGGCCGUGACUUACAUUGAUGAGAUUCUGGAGAAGAAUGCUACAGAGGCACAGAUUGAGGAGGCUGUGAGGAAAGUGUGCAGCUUCCUGCCAGAUUCUUUCCAGACGGAGUGUGACCAGAUGAUUGAACAGUAUGAGCCAGUGCUUGUCCAGCUGCUGCUCCAGAUGCUGGACCCAGACUUUGUCUGCAUGAAAGUGGGAGCCUGCCCUGAAGCUAACCGCAGGCUGCUGGGAACAGAGCAGUGCAGCUGGGGACCUGCAUUCUGGUGCAAGAACAUGGAGACAGCAACUCGGUGCAAUGCUGUGGCUCACUGCCAACGCCACGUGUGGGUAUAGAGGAAGAGGAACAAACCAGCACAAACUGACCUGUAGGGAAUUAAAAAGAAAAUACUGUAGUGCUGCUUCCCACUUUUAAUUUUUGUCCUGCUUUCUUUUUUAAUGGACUUACAUGACUGCAAUUUAUGUUUGAAUUAAUGUUUUGAAUGAUGUCAUGGUGGAAAGGGACUGGACAUGUUUUUUUCUGAGUGGGGGUUGGGGAGGAGUGAUUACAGGUAUAGCUCAGCCUGUUACUGCUUCACUGAGCAGAAGUCACAAAGCUUCACUGUCUGGAUUCACAGGUUUGCAUUUGGCUUUUACUAGCUAACAGUGCUUGCUUGCUGGGUGUGAUGUGUGUUAAAACGCACAUUGAAGUUUCACAUGUUGUAUAAUGUUGACAUGGCAUCAGAUUUCUAUUCCUCUAUUAUCCCCCCCCAAGCUAUAUAUGGUUCCUGAUUGCAGGAGAGACAGCUCAGUGUGUUAAGAAUGACUGGCAUUACUUUUAGCAGUAUGUCUGAUCCUUAAAACAAAAUUUAUAUUUUGUAGAUGUUUGUGUUGUUGUUGUUGUUGUUGUUGUUUUAAGGAGCUGAUAUGGAGGUAAGUAUUCUAAGUGUACCUCCCAUUGUUUGCACUCUUCCUACUGUUUGUAAAUCACUGCGUUUCUAACGUACAGAAAACAUCUCAAAUUCGAUUGUCGUCUGCUUCAAAGCCUGAACCAACUGUCGGUUCUUCUGUAAAUUUUUAACAAUUAAAAGCGAUCCCAAUCCA
Dicentrarchus labrax (European seabass) is the source of this 2501-nucleotide messenger RNA. RefSeq names its product prosaposin (gene psap). NCBI's taxonomy places the organism in Eukaryota, Metazoa, Chordata, Actinopteri, Moronidae. The transcript has 14 exons. The coding region runs from base 138 to 1754 and encodes 538 amino acids. Gene Ontology annotation, cellular component: lysosome. Gene Ontology annotation, biological process: sphingolipid metabolic process. The record is from RefSeq and is a predicted model, not a curated record.